Molecule: messenger RNA, 980 nt
Organism: Rubroshorea leprosula
Lineage: Eukaryota; Viridiplantae; Streptophyta; Magnoliopsida; Malvales; Dipterocarpaceae
Source: the annotation of a GenBank genome assembly
AAUUUACAGAGAAUGACAAAAAUCCGACAUGGACUCUUGAGGACGGAUGCAGGAAAAGUGUCGGCACCUUGUUGAGAGUGUUGACACCUUGCAGCUCGUGCUGCACAUCUUUCAGCUCAUGCUCGGCCUCUGCACCUCGUGUUCAAGUUCUGCACUUCGUGCUUGGCCUCUACAGCUCGUGGCUGACGUCGGUAGUAAGUGUUUGAGCUCUGCAGCUCGUGCUCUACACUUCUAUGUGUUUGAGCUUUACAACUCGUGCUCUAGUUCUGCACUUUGUGCUCGACCUCGGCAGCAAGUGUUUGAGCUCUACAGCUCGUGCAAGUGUUUGAGCUCUGCAACUUGUGCUCAAGUUCUACACUUCAUGGUUGACUUCGGCAACUUGUGUUUGAGCUUGUCAGCGCGUAGCUCAUGCUCCAACAGGGACUUUGUAGCUCGUUAUUGUCGAACUCCCAGUGGGCUACUUGGGGUAGCGUGUAGAUGCUCUUUUCCUUCCACGGAUGGGGAACAAGAGGCUAUUGUAGAUGUGCAUGGUGUGUUCACGGUAUGUGCCACCGAGCUGAGAGAUUGCUUUGCUGCUGUCGAGCUGGGUUACUUGGUUACUGCUGAGUUGGACUGUCUUGCUUCUGCUGAGCUUUGCCGCUGCCAAGCUGGACUACUUGGUUGCUACCGAGCUAGGCUGCUCUACUGUUGCCAAGGAGGAGCACUGCUUUGAACUUUGUCGCUGCCGAGCUAGACUGCUUUGAUGCUGCCAAGCUGGGCUGCUCUACUGUUGCCGAGCUGAACUGCCUCGCUUCUGCCGAGCUGGAGCAUUAUUUUGAGCUUUGCUGCUAAGCUGGGUUGUUGUGCUACUGCCGAGCUGGGAUGCUCUGCUGCUGCCAUCAAGCUCGAACUCAUCUUCUCAUUGAGGGCUUUGCUGACACCUGUUUAUCUUCUUGUGAAAGCUUCUCUUCUUUACAAGCGAAUAAACCCAUUUUGUAAAU